AUGGCGGGUGAGAAUGUCAAGUUCGUGUUCCAUUCUACCUCACCGAAUCACUCACCUUCUUCCUUCACUGCUUCAGCAUUGUGGUGGUGUUUAUGUGCCAGCUUCAAUUCUUCCUUUCUCUUCCCUGUAGCGUCGGUGUGGGUUGGCUUUAGGAAUGAGGGUUAUUCCAUAUUCCAGCUGGUCACACCUACUAGUUUAUGGCGUGACAAAGAAGCACAAGAAGAAAGAAAGCCCUCGAACAAGCUUGUCCAAACUGAGGCCAAUCGUACACCUCACUUUGCAAUCGUUGAACGUGAUAUCCAGUUCAAAUUUCUCAUCAAGUCUAAACAAUUCCUAUCCAAGCAACCUGAACACGUGCUACGCCUUGACGAUGCUGGCAAGCUCUACCAUGAGUUAGGGUUUCCCCGUGGUCGGAAGGUUUCCCGCUCAAUCCAGCGCCAUCCUGUAAUUUUUGAAACUUAUAGGCACACUGAUGGGAAAAGGUGGUUUGGCUUCACAGAGUUUAUGGAGGAGUUGCUUUCAGAAGAGCAAUCGAUCAUGGACACCAUGGAGACGGACCGAGUAGAUAAAGUUCGCAAAUUGCUGAUGAUGUCUGCCAAUAAGCGGAUUCCUUUAAGUAAGAUUCAUCAUUGCAGGAUGCUAUUUGGGAUUCCAGAUGACUUCAGAGACCGGGUUGUGAAGUACCCGAAUUUCAGGAUAGUGGUGGAGGGUGAUGGGAAGAGAACUGAAUUGGUCAAUUGGGACCCUUCGUUGGCUGUGAGUGCACUUGAGAAGGAGUUCAAUGAUGAGGAUAGGGCUAAGAAGGCAUUUAAGUUUCCUGUGAAAUAUGAGGAUUUGGAUUUGGACAUGGAUGAUAAAAGGAAGCUCAAUUUGUUGAAUACACUUCCAUUAGUAAUCCCUUAUUCAGAGGGGUCUAAAUUGGAUGUAUGGACCCUGGAGGCAGAGAAGUACAGGGUAGGGGUGAUACAUGAGUUCUUGAGCUUGACAUGAAAGAGGGCUUCGAUUCAUCACAUUGGUUUUAAGGAGGAGUUUUGUUUAACUAAGCACACUUACCAUAUGCUUCUGAGGCAACCCAAAACGUUUUAUUUGGCAGGACAAGAGAUGAACUGGGUUGUGUUCUUAAAGGAUGCUUAUGACGAAAAAUGGUGCUUUGAUUAGAAGGAUCCGCAGGUGAUCUUCAAUGAGAAGCUUUACAAGUAUGCUCAGAUGCAGGAAAUUGAUCCCAAAUCUGAUUUUGGGGCCAAAAACACCAUACUUGGCUCUCUAAAUAGUUAUAAUAAUGAAAAUAACGUUAGGAUGGCAAGAUGGUCUCCUACAUUUUUAAUGGCAAUUGAUUUCAAUUUUAUCAAUUGGCACAAGAGUGGCUUCUUGAGUGAUUACCCAAAAUAGGGGGGAAUUGUCAGAUUUUUUAGCUUUAAGUGAUGACUUUUUAGGUUUCAGUCUUCAUACUUUCUUUUGUGUCUCAAAAUUCUCUUUUUAUUCCUACUUUCACUGCAUAAUUU
Prosopis cineraria is the source of this 1502-nucleotide messenger RNA. Its product is annotated as protein WHAT'S THIS FACTOR 1 homolog, chloroplastic. NCBI's taxonomy places the organism in Eukaryota, Viridiplantae, Streptophyta, Magnoliopsida, Fabales, Fabaceae. The record is from RefSeq and is a predicted model, not a curated record. Gene Ontology annotation, molecular function: RNA binding.